UAUCGCCUUUCGGCUCUACGAGGGUAUCAUGUAGCAUUAUCUCCGAGUGCAGCGAGGCGUUACUCAAUUCAAAGAAGUUAAAAAAUGACCUGUGUGACGUAAACACACCUGUGGUCAGUGGUAUAUAAAGCACAGCUCCACGUGCCGAAAUCAUUCUUUUUCUCUGAGCGGCGUGUGUUUAUACCUGUACAACAGGUGAACAUCUUAUAACGGUGUGUAUUAAAACUUAGAACGUUGUUCAGGUUUCUUGUCUUGUUUUCUGCUGUAAAACAGCUACCUUAUUUAAUUUUAUGUAACGUUAUACUGGUAAGGUAAGUUAUUACAAAGUUGGGUACUUUACCGUAAUGACGGAAAAUCAGGACGAUGUCCUGUCGUUCAUGGGAAGCGACCAUGAGAAUUACUCAGACAUAGAUGAAUUGUUUGGCGAUAAACCCCGGACACGAAGUGUUACGGAGGACACAAUAACAAAUGCAACAAAUAAAAGAACUAGAGGAAUGAAGCGCAAAGCGCAGACCUCAUGUUCAGCGAGUGCAAGUGCACCGCCACCACGGGUGACAAAACAAUCUAAAAAGUCAAAAACUCAGUCUGAAUGUGUUCAAGAAUUUAAUGUUGACGAGCUAAAAAAUCAAUUAGGAAUAGAUAAAAUCUUACAAUCUAUUUCCUCACUCACUGACACUGUAAAACAGUUGGGUAGUUCCAAUAGUAUGGCACGUAAUACGUGCAAUGUAAAUGACAUGCGGUCCACCGAAACUACGGUGCGCACUUCGGGUAAUAAUUCUCCCGGUAAUUUCACACAAAAUGUACCCAAUAGACCGCUAAGAAAUUUGGUAAACAUACCUGAUUAUGAUUCACGACAGACUCUUGACGAAACCCCUGAUGAUUUUGACUUUGAUUUUUCUUAUUUGAAUGAUCAAGUUUCUCCCUCUAUUGAAGGUGUUGACCCUCAAGAAAGUUUUAAGGGGAUUUUAAAUGAUGAAUCAAUUCAGAUAACAAUUGAUAACAAUGAUUGGGAUAUCCCACAAUUAAAUGCAAAUGAAAAAACUGGUCCAAAAGUAAAUGAAGCACUUGGAAAAGCUGUAAAUGCAGCCAUCUCUAUUAAAAGUAGCAAAGAAAGCAUGGUUGAUUUAGAGAAAAAAUAUGACAGACCAGAAAACUGUAAUUUAUUGAAAGUUCCCCGUGUCAAUAAAGAAAUAUGGGAUGCCAUGAAUAAGCAGGCCCAUUCAGAUGAUCUCACUUUGCAAGUAAUUCAAAAAUCUUUAGCCACGGGUAUGAUACCUUUAGUACAGAUGGCUGAUAUGCUUGUAAAUAAAAAAGAACUUGAGCCUCACGUUUGUAAAAAGAUGUUGGCUGAUUCAAUAAGUAUGCUUGGCAAUGCAUUCUACAAUGUCUCUAUGAAAAGAAGAAAUGAAAUAAAAAAUGUUUUGAAUUUUCGAUAUCGCAAAAUUGCUUCUUCUGAAAUCCCAGUUACUGAUCACUUGUUUGGAGACAAUUGUGUCUCUAAACUCAAAGAAAUGGGUGAUAUUACUAAGCAACCAAUUGGAAUGAAAUCGAACUAUGAUACAAAAUUUAAAAAUACAACUCAAGCAAAAAACUACAUGUCAAACCAAGGGUAUCAACCCAUCCAAAACCCAUACAGAGGCAAAAACCGCCAGUAUUCAUCAUACCCUUCCCAGAGAGGCAGAGGUCAAAGGGGACAAUUCCAGUACAGAAGUGCGAUGAAAAAGCAGUACAGUUACAACAAGUAAAGGUGAGAAAACUGAAUAAACCUUACUGGAAAAAAUUUACAAAAGACCAAUGGAUAUUAAAUAUAAUUGAACCAGGUUAUAAAAUUGAAUUCUUUCAACAACCUCUUCAAACAUUCUUUCCGAAACAAAUUCAAUUUAAUGCAGUAGAAUCUGAAAUGGUAUCAAAAGAAGUAAAACAGUUGGUUGAUAAAGGUGCAAUUGAAGAAGUAAAAGAUAUUUCGGAUGCUUUUAUUUCAAAUAUUUUCCUUGUACCUAAAAAAGAUGGUAAUCUCAGGCCAAUCAUAAACCUAAAAUAUUUAAAUGAAUUUGUUGAAUAUUAUCAUUUCAAACAAGAAAAUUUGACAUAUGCUUUAGAACUGAUUCAGAAAAAUGAUUAUCUUACUUCAGUUGAUUUAAAGGAUGCAUAUUUUAGUGUCAGUGUUCACCCAGACUACAAGAAAUUUCUAACUUUUUCUUGGAAUGGAAAAUUUUACAGAUUUGUAGUACUACCUUUCGGAUUAACAUCAUGUCCGAGAAUAUUUACAAAGAUAUUGAAACCUGUAUAUGCAUUUUUUAGGGAAAAUGGCAUAAGAUGUUGCUAUUAUAUUGAUGAUUCCCUGAUCAUGAAUCAAACAUUUUCUACAUGUCAAGAACAAACAAAUAUAGUUAUGUCAGAAUUAAACAAUCUUGGCUUCACAAUAAAUGAUAAAAAAUCUAUAACCAUUCCUUCACAGAGAAUUGUUUUCUUUGGAGUUAUAAUUGAUUCAGUUGAAUUCAAAGUUUAUUUGA
Molecule: messenger RNA, 2513 nt
Organism: Magallana angulata
Lineage: Eukaryota; Metazoa; Mollusca; Bivalvia; Ostreida; Ostreidae
Exons: 1
Coding region: 345-1745 (466 amino acids)
Source: RefSeq, a predicted model, not a curated record